GUAGGAGCAGGCCAAAAUGAAGUUCAAUCCCUUUGUCACUUCUGACCGAAGCAAGAACCGGAAAAGGCAUUUCAAUGCACCUUCCCACAUUCGCAGGAAGAUUAUGUCUUCUCCUCUUUCCUAAGAGCUGAGACAGAAGUACAAUGUGCGGUCUAUGCCCACCCGAAAGGAUGAUGAGGUGCAGGUUGUACGGGGACACUAUAAAGGUCAGCAGAUUGGCAAAGUGGUACAGGUUUACAGGAAGAAGUAUGUCAUCUACAUUGAACGGGUACAGCGGGAAAAGGCCAAUGGCACCAUUGUCCAUGUGGGCAUUCACCCCAGCAAGGUGGUUAUCACCAGGCUGAAACUGGACAAAGACCGCAAAAAGAUCCUGGAACGGAAAGCCAAGUGCCGCCAAGUAGGAAAGGAAAAGGGCAAAUAUAAGGAAGAAACAAUUGAAAAGAUGCAGGAAUGAAGUAAUCUUACAUGCAACUUUCAUUUUAAAAAAUGUAUCAAAGAUUGUUUGUUGUACUUAUGGUUAAUAAAAGUGUGGGAGUCUUGGUU
This is a messenger RNA of Perognathus longimembris pacificus (Pacific pocket mouse), 543 nucleotides long. RefSeq names its product 60S ribosomal protein L26-like. The transcript has a single exon. Bases 155 to 454 code for a protein of 99 amino acids. Gene Ontology annotation, biological process: cytoplasmic translation; ribosomal large subunit biogenesis. Gene Ontology annotation, molecular function: RNA binding; structural constituent of ribosome. NCBI's taxonomy places the organism in Eukaryota, Metazoa, Chordata, Mammalia, Rodentia, Heteromyidae. Gene Ontology annotation, cellular component: cytosolic large ribosomal subunit; ribosome. The record is from RefSeq and is a predicted model, not a curated record.